Messenger RNA from Hipposideros armiger (great roundleaf bat), 2301 nucleotides. It is a transcript of the gene CHMP1A, whose product is annotated as charged multivesicular body protein 1A. Bases 111 to 701 code for a protein of 196 amino acids. The record is from RefSeq and is a predicted model, not a curated record. Gene Ontology annotation, biological process: vacuolar transport. Lineage: Eukaryota; Metazoa; Chordata; Mammalia; Chiroptera; Hipposideridae. The transcript is spliced from 7 exons.
AAGUGGGGGCACCCGGAAGUUGCCGCCCGGCAGAGCUAGUCGGGGCGAUCGACGUCGCCUGAAGAUCCCGUCCGUCCGCCUGUACGAGCGCCGCCGCUUCCGGACCGGCCAUGGACGAUACCCUGUUCCAGUUGAAGUUCACAGCGAAGCAGCUGGAGAAACUGGCCAAGAAAGCUGAGAAGGACUCAAAGGCAGAGCAGGCCAAGGUGAAGAAGGCCCUUCAGCAGAAGAAUGUGGAGUGUGCCCGCGUGUACGCUGAGAACGCCAUCCGCAAGAAAAACGAAGGCGUGAGCUGGUUGCGCAUGGCGUCCCGUGUGGAUGCGGUGGCCUCCAAGGUGCAGACGGCCAUGACCAUGAAGGGGGUCACCAAGAACAUGGCGCAGGUGACCAAGGCACUGGACAGGGCGCUGGGCAGCAUGGACCUGCAGAAGGUGUCUGCGGUGGUGGACAGGUUUGAGCAGCAGACGCAGAGCCUGGAUGUGCACACGUCGGUGAUGGAGGACUCCAUGAGCUCGGCCACUACGCUGAGCACGCCGCAGGAGCAGGUAGACAGUCUCAUCAUGCAGAUCGCGGAGGAGAAUGGCCUGGAGGUCCUGGACCAGCUGAGCCAGCUGCCCGAGGGCGCCUCCGCCCUGGGCGAGAGCUCCGUGCACAGCCAGGAGGACCAGCUGUCCCGCAGGCUGGCCGCCCUGAGGAACUAGUGGCUACCACAGUGUGCGCGGAGCGCUGUGAGGGAAGGCCCGACCCCGCUGCGUCUUGCCUUUCUGCUGACUCUGCAGCGGCAGCCGUCAUCCUCACCUGCCAGCCUGGGAACCGUCCUCUUCUCUUCGGCUGGGUGGUGGGGCUCUUGUUUUGGUGGGUGAGUUUGCACAGACUUCUGACUUUUGCGAGUAAUUUCUGUAACUGGGCCAACCAGCUGGAGGACCUGCAGCUCCCUUCUGUCCCUCACCCUCUGAGGAGUUGACAGGAACUGGCCAGUGUGAUGACAUCGUGUGCUGGCAGAUGUGCUGCUGGCAGUCAGCUGGAGGGGAUGGGGCCUCUGGUGCCAGACAACACCUGGGAACCCUCCAGCACUGGGCAAGGGUCUCCACACCCUGUGGACAGAAGCAGCCUCAGGCAGCGCCCCAGGAGAUAUGGAGGACAUCCUCCAGGACCACCCAGCAAAUACUACCCCUGUGGGCUUUGUGGAACGUCUCGGGGGUGGGGUCGUGGUCCCUCCAACCUAGACCUGCACUCCUGCCAGCUGGCUCAGCCCGUGGGGGUGCCCACCCUGGGGGUCCUUGUCCUCUCUCCACUGUCACCUCUGGAGGGUCCCUGGGUGUGUGCUGUGUGACUCUUGGAACUCAGUCUGUGCUAAGGCCCCAUCCCAGCCGCAGAGCAGGCAGCCUCACGGUCCUCGGGGGUUCCCUGUGUCACUGUCUCCUGGCACGGUAAUUAUGGGGUGCCUCCCCCGGCUGGCCUCUCCUGCCUUGCGUGACCUUGGAAGCCUGAUUGGCUGACGGGAGCUCAGGAGAGCUGCCCGCGAUGUGGCCAGCAGCGGCCAUGCAUCCAGGAGAGAGCAGCAGUAUGUCCUGAAGACCUGGGAUGGCUGAGGCACAGGCUGUACUUUCUGUUUUCCAAUUCCUGACAUUUACUUUGUUUUCUUGAAGCUGUUUUUGUUUUGAGGGUUUGGGGUUAAAAGUUUUAUUUUGCCAAAAUAGGAACAGGCAGCAGGUGGGGAGUGUUGGGUCUGAGCCCCCUCCUGGCAUGAGCUGGUGGGAGCUGCGUGGUUGUGCUGACCAGGGCCAGCUCUGGACUGCUGACUGCCUGGACCGGCCCUUCCCCGGCACUGGCUGUUCCGUCUGUCCUUACACCGACGGCACUUGGAACAGAGCGCUGGACACCUUACCUGGACUUUUGUGUUUGGUUCUUCCUGGGCUUGGGAGCCCGUGGGUGUUCUGUGCAAUAAUUGUGGGGGGCGGCAGCCUAGGCGGGAGUGGGGCUGGGGCGCUGUCUGGCCUUACUCCCUGGCCUGGACCCUCGGGACGCCCACGUGCUGGGGGUUGGUGUCCUGGUCCCCGGUGUGGGGGCCAGGCUGCUGUUCAUCAAAGGCACUGGGUGUGUUUGCCCUUUUCCUAAAAUGCUGUUGUAAGUAAACAGAUUGAUCCCUGAGAAAUUUCUCCAGGUUUGCUUUGGUGGCCUUGGGGUUGGGGGAGUCACAGGUGGGACCCUCUGACCAUCCAGCUCCCCACUCAGGAGCCUGGGGGACCCUGGAGGAGGACAGGCGGGGUGGUGCAAGGCCCCACCCAGACAAAUGGAGUC